This is a messenger RNA of Anopheles coluzzii, 2139 nucleotides long. RefSeq names its product protein obstructor-E (gene Gasp). Gene Ontology annotation, molecular function: chitin binding. NCBI's taxonomy places the organism in Eukaryota, Metazoa, Arthropoda, Insecta, Diptera, Culicidae. The transcript has 5 exons. Bases 366 to 1163 code for a protein of 265 amino acids. The record is from RefSeq and is a predicted model, not a curated record. Gene Ontology annotation, cellular component: extracellular region.
UAAAAUUGCCUUUUAAUACAGUUUUGUUGGAAGUUUCGCUGCGUGCACACGGCUGGUGCGAACGAACACAAAGUUUUGCAAAGCGAACUGAAGUUUGGCUAGUCUCCUGACACACACACACCCGGGUGUUCAAAUUCGUGGUGCAAGAAGACGCAGAAAGAUAAAGUGCCGGAGGACAACAGCAAACGGAACGACAUAAAAGGGACGAAUUUGUGAACGAAUUUAACUCCUCCAGUGUUUCACGGAGUGUGUUGGUUGGUGCGGUUUGUGACACGUCGUGGUGGUUGUUCUGUGUGCAUUUUGCAAAGCAAGCCCUGUUAGUGUGGCAGUAAAACAGUACCCUGAAGCGGAACUUGUCAGUGAAAAUGAAGUAUAGCAUAGUGUUCGUGGUUGCACUCUUCGGAGCCGCUGUCGCUCAGGAGAGCUUCAAGUGUCCGGACGAUUUCGGCUUCUACCCGCAUCACAGCUCCUGCGACAAGUACUGGAAGUGUGACAACAACGUGGCCGAGCUGAAGACCUGCGGCAACGGUCUCGCCUUCGACGCGACAGACUCCAAAUACCUGACCGAGAACUGUGACUACCUGCACAACGUCGACUGUGGCGACCGCACCCAGCUAGAACCACCGAUCUCCACUCCCCACUGCGAGCGUCUGUACGGUAUCUUUGCGGAUGCGGCCAAGUGCGAUGUGUUCUGGAACUGCUGGAACGGUGAGGCCUCGCGCUACCAGUGCUCGCCCGGACUGGCCUACGAUCGUGAGGCGCGCGUCUGCAUGUGGGCCGACCAGGUGCCGGAAUGCAAGAACGAAGAAGUAGCGAAUGGAUUCGCCUGCCCGGCCGCCGGUGAGAUCUCCAAUGCUGGAUCCUUCUCGCGACAUGCACACCCGGAGGACUGCCGCAAGUACUACAUCUGUCUGGAGGGAGUCGCCCGCGAGUACGGCUGCCCGAUCGGAACCGUCUUCAAGAUCGGCGAUGCUGACGGCACUGGCAACUGCGAAGAUCCCGAGGACGUUCCCGGAUGCGAAGAUUACUACGGUGAUUUGGACUUGAAAAGCAUCCGCAAGAGCGAACUCCUUGCCGGUCUAGCCCUCCAGUCCGGUGGUGCGCCCGCUGCCACCAAAGCUAACGUUAAGUCGAACCGUCCGGCUCCCAAGGACAGCAACUAAAGAACAGGGGACAGUAAAGACAGUGCAUAAAACCGGGGGGGGACUUAACGAGUAGUGGGGUUUUUAGGGAAGCAGACAGGAAGAGAUAAAGAAGAGAUGCAGAACGAGAGAGCAGCAAAUGAAGAAUGUAACUGAAACAACAGGGUUAACUGUAAGGAGAAUUCCAAUGAGCACAUUGCGCAGAACAGUGGGUGCAGGGCUGUAGAUCAGGGACCGGAAAUGACGAGAUAAAGGGCGAAUAGACGGAUAGUGUCGAUCAACGGAAGAAUAAGGACCACGCAUAUCGCAUGACGCUGCGCCAACGGAAAGGAAAUUCACUACAUUUGGCGCUGAUUGCAUUGUGUUUUAAGGAAGCGCUCUUCCAUAUCGAGUAGGAUGGAGUCAAUUUCCACACGACAGUUUGUAAAGCUUAAAACCAAGACUUAAAAUUCGAUCAGGCACGAACCAUACAGCCAACCAAUUACAAACUAGCGCCCAAUCACAGCCCAACUCAGCAGGAUUUCGUUGAGUUUUGCUCGUGAUCAGUCGGUGCGGUGUAAAGAAAUUGAACGCAGUUUCUAUUGUGAUCAUAUUUUGUGUAUCUUUUUGUUGUGUUUAGAUUACAAACGUCUUUUUUUACAUCUGACUUUUCGUUGCAAAUAGCAAACGAAAAAUCCUUUUUCCUUGCUUGCAACGGUCUAGAUAGUGUGCCGUUGUUGUGCCUUUGUUUUUCCGGUAUCGUACUUUGAACGGAUCGUUUUCGAUUCGAAUUGCUCGCAGUGGCUCGUCAGUGUGUUUGUUGCACACGAUGCAGUUUGCUGUUUCCACGCCCUGACCUUUAACCUCUGAGUUUGACUGUAGUUGAGGAAAAGUGAACGAAAAUGAAUGAAUGAGGGAGACCGAGGGAAGCGCCUUAGUUUAGAGCCUAGAACAACACAAAACAAACAGAAAAUGAAACAAUAAUAAAAAAAAUCUUUAAAACCACUUUAAAACAAAA